GAGGAGCGACCUGUCAACUGGCCCAAGAAGGACAGGAGAGAAGAAAAGUCGUCACGGUAAUCGAAGCGUAAACCUCCCGCCCUAGUGGACGUUUAAAAACAAGAGCAGGAUUUUCCUUUAUCGCUGCCCUCUUUCUAAUUGAUCUUCGCGUCGGGAGCGGCUGUACAAUCCUCAGCAGUGUCCUGAGACUGUAUGGUCGGCUUCACAGCCAGAGUGUUCUCACCACCUCAACCAACUUGACUCAACUGGACAUUUACUUUUACACUCGGGAAAACAAGAGGCUGACAAGCAAAGGAAAACAUAAAUAAAGUCCCCCCCACCACCCCAUCUCAAAACAAAACAAAAAAACCCCCAUCAAAGAACAACGACGAAAACGUUCGGCUCUGCGAGUGUGUGAAAGAGGGCGAGAGAAAGUGAAAGUCGAAGAGAGAGAGAAAAAAAGUAUGAGUCGUGCCUUCUGCACUGUAUUGCAAGUUUGAACCUCGAUUAUCACCAGCACUUGUCGCUCUUCUUUGCUAUAAACACGAAUCGCCAGGACCAUGACAGCCGAAAAAGAAAAGAAAAGAAGUAACUCUGAGAGGAGGAAGGAGAAGUCGAGAGAUGCAGCAAGGUACAGAAGGAGCAAAGAGACUGAGGUGUUUUAUGAGUUGGCUCACCAUCUGCCACUGCCUCAUAACAUCAGUACACACCUGGACAAAGCUUCCAUCAUGCGCCUGACUAUUAGUUUUCUACGCACUCGCAAGCUUUUGAACUCUGGAACACCAGAGAAUGAUACUGAAACAGAGAAGCAGAUGGAUUCUUUUUACCUUAAAGCCCUGGAAGGAUUUAUCAUGAUGGUCACACAGGAUGGAGACAUCAUUUUCUUGUCGGAAAACACAAGCAAGUACAUGGGUUUAACACAGGUUGAGUUGACUGGACAUAGUAUUUUUGAUUUCACCCAUCCAUGUGAUCAUGAGGAGAUAAGAGAAAAUCUGGCUGUCAAAAAUGCCCCAGGCUUUGGAAGGAAACACAGAGAUAUGAACAUAGAGCGUGACUUCUUCAUGCGAAUGAAAUGUACAGUGACAAACCGCGGACGAACCGUCAACCUCAAGUCUGCCACCUGGAAGGUGAUACACUGCACAGGUCACAUCAAAAUAUACAAUGCCUGCCAGGCUCGCACACUGUGUGGGUACAAGGAGCCUCCUCUGAAUUGUUUGAUCAUGAUGUGUGAGGUAAUUCAACAUCCAUCCAACAUUGAGGUUCCACUGGACUGCAAAACAUUCUUGAGUCGCCACAGCAUGGACAUGAAAUUUACCUACUGUGAUGAGAGAAUUGCAGCAUUGAUGGGAUACUGCCCAGAGGAACUGCUUGGACGUUCAGUGUACGAGUUCUACCAUGCAAUGGAUUCAGAUCACAUGAUUAAAAGUCAUCAGAACUUAUGCACGAAAGGUCAAUCAGUUACUGGCCAGUACAGGAUGCUCGCUAAACGAGGUGGAUAUGUGUGGGUUGAGACCCAAGGGACAGUCAUCUACAACAGCCGUAACUCUCAGCCACAGUGCAUUGUCUGCAUCAACUAUGUUUUGAGUGAAAUUGAGGAGACCAAUGUGGUAUUCUCCAUGGACCAGACAGAGUCUCUGUUCAAGCCAUGCCAGAGUGUGAGAAAUAUGAAUGGCAGACAUAUCAAUGGCACCCCAAUAUCAGAUGAUGGCCAUCUGCUGUUCAGUAAACUGAAGGAAGAACCUGAAGAACUGGCACAACUUGCUCCUACACCUGGAGAUGCUGUUAUUUUACUUGACUUCGGAAACCAACAAUAUGAGGAAGCCCCUCUUUACGAUAAAGCUAUUAUGCCACCAAGCAAGCAGUGGCCUAUGGAAGUCACCAAAUCAAAUGUAACAUGUCCUUCUGAACCAAACAAGCAAUCGUCUCUGGAUCUACAUGCCUUCACAGUGCCCCAGGUUCUGUCUGGCAGUUCCACUCCACAUACCUGCAGCAGCACCUCAUGCUCUUCACCAAGUAGUCCUGGAGAGUACUACAGUUCCCUGGACAAUGACCUCAAGAUCGAAGUGAUUGAGAAACUUUUUGCUAUGGACACUGAAGCAAAAAAUCAAUGCAACACUCAGGCAGAAUUGAGUGAUCUGGACCUUGAAACACUGGCUCCGUACAUUCCUAUGGAUGGGGAAGACUUCCAGCUAAGUCCAAUAUGCUGUGAUGAGCAAGCCACACCUGAACACCCAUCACGGACUCAAGAUUAUUCAGUCAAUGUGAAUGGACUGCUCCAGUCAAUUGCUCCAAAUUUUGUGACCUCACAUAGACAGAUGCCACUGGACAAGUACUGCUCACAAAUGCCAUUGGUGAAAAAGAAUGACCACAUCCAAACUUCACCACUGGCAUACAACACCAGAAAUGGUAUUCUGCCACCGUACCAAUCACCUUUAAGUACGACAGUGUCCUCAGUGGGUGGCAAACCAAAUCUUCAGUGGCCACCAGAUCCAGCUUUUGUCUGUAUGGCUAGAAAGUGGAAGUUGAUGGAUCAGAGAACUGGAUUGUUGCCUGGUAUCCCACCUGGUAUCCCACCUGGUAUCGCACCUUGCCAGCCAGUACAUGCUUCACUCUAUAAAGAAAGAUCCCAGCACAGCUUUGGACGACAUGGGAAAGACACCAACACUGAAUUGAAUUUCAGAAACAAUUUAAAACGGAAACUGCAUCUGGAUUUUGGAUUCCAACACCCAGCAGACUCUCCAUAUGAAGAUCUACCAAGGAGUAAUGCUUGUGCACAAAUGUUAUGGAAAAGAAUGAAAAGCAUUAAAUCUGAAAAUAGUCUUCCUUUAAUGGAGAAAAAAUCUUUGAGUUCAGGUUCGCUUACAGGAAUGGCUUCCCGCCUUUUGGGUUCCUCGUUUCUGGCUUAUUCCUUGCCAGAGCUGACAAGGUAUGACUGUGAAGUAAAUGCACCUAUGAUGGGGAGCUCAACACUUUUGCACGGACGUGAACUGCUUAGAGCGCUCGACCAAGCAAAUUAAAUGGUUGUGCCAUUAUUGCUACCCUGAAUUGUGAAAACAGCUUCAGUUUAUUAAAGUUUUUUUUGCAAGUAGUCCAUUAUUGAUAUAGUUUUAAAAAUCACUCGCUUGUUCAACGUUCACGAUUUUAUGUAAUAAAUUUUCUCAGCUUAAUAUAUACGCUUAUUCUUGCCAUUACAUCCUCUUGUUUCUUGAACCAACUGUUUCUCCUUUCAGUAAACAGGUCUUUUUGAGGAAAAGGUUCUCAUCAAUUUUCUGGUAGCAUUAUGAUGAUCUUUCCUAAUGGGCCUGUCCCACAGGCGACUUUUUAUGGUCACACAUGGUCACCGGGGAGUCGCCUUCAUGGUCGUGAGUAGUUCCCGCAUUCUGGGAACUAUUCACAGUCUCAUUAUGGUCGGUGCGAAUUUUUCAACAUGUUGAAAAAUUAGUGGCGACUAGAAUGAAGCCGCCAUGGAGAGUAGAGAGAAUUCUGGUGCCGUAGGUGGGUCGCCAGGAGGUCGGAGGUUCUUGUAGGUUGUAGCCAGUGCUGACCGGUGAAUUUCAUUGGCUCAUUGGGGGAAAAAAAAAGUAAGUAGUACUUUUCAGAACCAAGGAUAAGCGACCGGUAAUGUUAAUGUCCACCGAGCUUCACAGCCGUGUAUCUCUGGCUUCUUAAAAGUUGUCUCCACUCCCUCUCCCCCCUCUUUUAAAGGACUUACCGUACACUGUGCUUUAACCGUCUUAAUUACAGCGCCAACCUUCCUGUUCAUCGCGGUGUAUGUCUGUAUCACCUUGGCUUUGCACCGUGGGAAUUUCACUGUGGGAACAGCAUUCCCCCACCUGCAUAAUUCUCAACUUAUGCUUUCAAUUAAAAAGCAGCUAUUUUCUUGUGUUGAAAGAAUGCACUUAAUCUUUUUUUGAAAAGACAAUUAAAAUGUUCCACUGUUUUUCCUACAAAUGAUCAGAAAACUAAAAUACUAACUGCUAAAAAGCUAUUUUGGUAGCAGAUUUGCUGUAUGUGGACAUUUUGCUCAGUUGCACACUUUAGCUUCAAUAAGCUUUGUCUUUUUGGUGACUUAUUUACUAAAUAUUAAGCUUAUAAAGAUUUAUAGAUCUUUGGUGUUAAUCUUGUACUGGUACUUUCAGUAGCAGAAACAGAAUGAAUUUCUACAUGUAUCCUCACAUAACCAAUUUUAUUUUUUAGUGUUGGUUUUGCAUUCAAUGGUAUUUUGGUCAGUGAUAUCCUGGGGGUGUCUUGAAAAGAAGGCAGGAAGCCAACAAUUUAGUAUUAAUGUUUAUUAAAAAUCUGGAAUAUUUUAGAUGAGUAAUGCACAGUAAGGGAAUACAUCAAAGCAUACUAUGUAAAAGAUUUAAAAUGUAUUUAGUUGUAUUUUUCUUUGGUCAAAUAUAACAGUUUUUUUAUCCUGCUGAAAUGUUGUGAAUCUUUAUGGGACCCUACUAAAUUAAGGUCAAACCUUUAUGCUUUUAUUAGCUGUACUGAAAAGAUUUGUAAAAGAUUUCCAAAGUGAUUCAGAAAGGAGGAAAGGUCAAUUUGCACUUUCAAAGUAAAACAAAAGACCCCAAAUGUGUCUUGUUUAUUCCUUGAGCACAAGUUUCCCUUUAUAAGGACAUUCAUUCUGCAGCGAGUAACAUUUUACCCUGACACGUCUUUCCGAUAGGAUGUGUGCCCAGUUAAAUAUCCUGAAGGUUUGACCUCAAUGAUUAAAUUCUUCAAAUGAUAAAGUUGCUAUAACUUUGUUGGACACCCUUCAAGUGUCACGUGUUUUCAAUGUUUCCAUUAAGAAAUACUUACUAGACUAAUUCCUCAAGAAUCAAAGGGUGCAAUGAAUUUGAAGUAAAGCAUCAAUUAGAUAUUUUGGCUCAAAAUUAGCAUGCCAGUGUUUCAGUUCUAAUAUUAACAGCUAUAGAUUAUUAUUACAAGUAUUUAAUAUCUGUAUGGCUUGCCACUUAAUAUCUUUUCUGUAUGGGAAAUUUUAAUCUAAUGAGGUAAUGUAUUUUUGACACCAGUACCUUAUUAAAGCAUAAAACCUUUGAU
Amblyraja radiata (thorny skate) is the source of this 5028-nucleotide messenger RNA. Its product is annotated as endothelial PAS domain-containing protein 1. Gene Ontology annotation, biological process: cellular response to hypoxia; regulation of transcription by RNA polymerase II. The record is from RefSeq and is a predicted model, not a curated record. Gene Ontology annotation, molecular function: protein dimerization activity; RNA polymerase II transcription regulatory region sequence-specific DNA binding; DNA-binding transcription factor activity, RNA polymerase II-specific. Lineage: Eukaryota; Metazoa; Chordata; Chondrichthyes; Rajiformes; Rajidae. The coding region runs from base 540 to 2996 and encodes 818 amino acids. The transcript is spliced from 15 exons.